Molecule: messenger RNA, 707 nt
Organism: Wasmannia auropunctata (little fire ant)
Lineage: Eukaryota; Metazoa; Arthropoda; Insecta; Hymenoptera; Formicidae
Gene: RpL17
Product: 60S ribosomal protein L17
Exons: 5
Coding region: 88-645 (185 amino acids)
Biological process (GO): cytoplasmic translation
Cellular component (GO): ribosome; cytosolic large ribosomal subunit
Molecular function (GO): structural constituent of ribosome
Source: RefSeq, a predicted model, not a curated record
CAGUUGGCGCUCCUGCGCGCACACGGGAAGUGGAGUGCUGGUGAUGUGACGGCUUUUCCUUUAAAAUCGUGGUGUUGAGAGGACACAAUGGGUCGUUACUCCCACGAGCCGGUCAACCAGACCAAGUCGUGCAAAGCGCGCGGCUCCAAUCUCCGCGUGCACUUCAAGAACACCCAUGAGACGGCGCGUGCUAUCAAAAGUAUGGCCCUGCGGAGAGCGCAGAAGUACCUGAAGAACGUCGUCGAGCACAAGGAGUGCGUACCUUUCCGUAGGUUCAACGGUGGCGUCGGCAGGUGCGCUCAAGCCAAACAGUUUGGCACUACGCAAGGUCGCUGGCCCAAGAAGUCUGCAGAAUUUCUGCUGCAGCUUUUGAAAAAUGCAGAGAGUAAUGCCGAUUACAAAGGACUCGAUGUCGAUCGCCUUGUAAUAGAGCAUAUUCAGGUUAACCAUGCGCCUUGCCUCCGUAGAAGGACAUACCGAGCUCAUGGUCGUAUAAAUCCUUACAUGAGCUCACCUUGUCACAUUGAAGUGAUAUUGACGGAAAAGGAGGACGUUGUUGCGAAAGCUACAGAGGAGGAGCCAUCGAAAAAGAAGCUUAGUAAGAAAAAGCUUGCUAGACAAAAGGAAAAAAUGAUGAGGGAAUAGAUCCGCUACUUUAUACGCAAGUAUGUUGGGAAUAUAAAACAUGGAAAUUACUUGGGUUUUUA